AUGUCUUCUCCCACGUAUCCCAUCACCGGUAUCACGGCUGGUGGCAUUCAGCCGCGACAGGAGGUCAAUGCCUGGGCCGCUCAGAAUACGAUCCAGCUAUCGAUCGCUCUUCGUCCAGGCCCUUCGCGUCUUCGAGAGCAUGGACACCAACGACCAGCUGUCUUGCUUUCGUGUGGCUGGACUCCAUGGCCUCCCUGCCACGUCGUGGGACAGCGACCCGCUUCUUCUCGACGUGAUCAAGAAUUACCUGCCACACACCGUGCCUACAUGCUCCUCUUUGAGCAGCGUUUGUGGGAGAUCAUGACAAACCAGAUUGUGGCCCCGAUCACGGACCCUUACACCAAGGCGCAAUGGUUGCAGGAGGCCAAUGCCUGGCGCAUGCCGAAGCUUCGGGGCCUCUUGUCCUCACAGUUGAGAAAGACCUCAGGAACGAGCAGAUGGGGUGUCGGCAACCCGAUAGACGGCAAGCUCACGCCCCAGGAGGUCUCGGGGGUUCAGCACAACGACUUGGUUGGGGAGGCCUUGAAGAACCCCCAGUUUGGGAUCAUUGGCUGGACCGUUGCCAAGGGCGAUAUCGCUGAUCAAUUCGCCACCACCGCCGAUGCCAACCAGGGACCCGCUGUGUUCUUGUCACUCGAGAUGAUCCACAACGACAUCCACGUCUUUGUCGGUGGCUUGGGCUAUACUCGCAACCCUACAGUACCCGACAAGACCCAGUCGGGAACCACAUACGAGUAUGGCCACAUGACCGACCUCGGCUUUGCAGAUUUCGACCCCAUCUUCUGGCUCCAUCACAGCAACGUCGACCGUCAGCUGGCAAUCUACCAGAAGCUGGGUUUCACGCCAUGGUGGUCUGGCAGGAACCCAAACCAGGACCCGACCGCAGAUGCACCAAUCUUCCCGUUCCACACGGACGCGAAGGCCAGCCACUUCAACUCAAGUAUACUUGAAAACUGGGAGAACUAUGGCUACACCUACGGCGACUUCGCUCCGGCGCCCGGGUCGAACACGCCCAUAUCACCCGCCGACUUGAAGAGGGCCAUGACCAAGAAAUACAGCGCCCUCCGGACCAUGCACAGGAACGUCUCCGGCCAAAAGAUCGCCGGCCUGGACAACGAAUUCAUCAUCAACGUCCUCUACAACCGUUUCGCCCUCGGCGGCUGCAGCUACGACAUACACUUCUUCGUCGGCGCGGCCGCCAACAUCCCUUCGUCGCCGACAGACUACCUCUCGAGCCCCCACCAUGUGGGAAGCAUCCACACGUUCUCUAAGAACUGGAGCGAGAGCAGCGUCACGUGUGAGAACUGCAAGACACAGGAGAGUGGCAAUCGGCUGUUAAAGGGCCAGGUGCCCGUCACUCUGCAGCUGCUGCAGCGUGCCGUGAACCAAGACGCGAGAUGGAACGGUAUCCAGCACUUCGGAGAAGACCAUGUUGUCGAAUAUCUAAAAGACAAUCUGCACCAGCGAGUUGUGUCUGUGUCUGGGGAGUCGAUUCCCGUCGAAAACCUGGCCGAUCUCAAGGUGUUCUUCUUGAAGGGCAAGGCUAUACAUCCGGAGAACCCCGACGACCCGUCGAUUUACUCCGACUACGAGGAGAAGUGGGAAACAGCCACACUCACUGUCGAACUGUUGACGAGAUGUGACAGGCUCCUGGAAUACGAGCUCAUCGGACGGGUCUCUCGCCUCGGCGCUCGAUGGAUAGCCGAUCACCGCAAGGCCCUGUUGGUCUGCAAGGGGAGCCGCUUCAUGCUGUCCCGCGUUGAGGAUCUGGCCCGCAAUGUCCAGUCAGACAUUGCGUGGUUGAACGCCGCUGUGACCCAGCUGUACGAGGCGCUGCGGAAGUUGAACAGCAACAGGCUAGGAGAGGCCGACGUAAUGGGUCUCGAGCUCGAGGUCGUCACCAUAGCCGAGGAGUACUGGGCGCAUCUAGUCGAGCGUUCAGCAGCGCCCUGGUCGGGAUUUCCCUUCAUCCUAGGCAACACACUAUUACUUAGGCCAUUAUCCCUUGUUGUCGUCGGCUUGUUCGUUCGCGGCGCAGCGUUCCAUGACACGCAUUCGCCAUUGGAGGUCAAGCUUGGACACUUGGAUCAACAGGCCGCGCAUGCUCGCGAGAAUCCUCAUGUCCUCCUCCUUCUGAAUCUUCUUGUCUUCCGCGACAGCCUAUUGAUACGGGAAACGCUGUACGUCAAGAAGCAGCUGUUGCAGUUGUUGCUAAUGCUGCUGCUUCUGUGUCGGCGGCUGACUCCAGAUGUUGCGGAACUGCUCAUGUUGGCUUGA
Colletotrichum higginsianum IMI 349063 is the source of this 2277-nucleotide messenger RNA. RefSeq names its product Tyrosinase. Gene Ontology annotation, molecular function: oxidoreductase activity. The transcript has 9 exons. The record is from RefSeq and is a predicted model, not a curated record. Bases 1 to 2277 code for a protein of 758 amino acids. Lineage: Eukaryota; Fungi; Ascomycota; Sordariomycetes; Glomerellales; Glomerellaceae.